Messenger RNA from Phytophthora infestans T30-4, 660 nucleotides. RefSeq lists its product as uncharacterized. Lineage: Eukaryota; Oomycota; Peronosporomycetes; Peronosporales; Peronosporaceae. The transcript is spliced from 5 exons. Bases 1 to 660 code for a protein of 219 amino acids. The record is from RefSeq and is a predicted model, not a curated record.
AUGGAGAGCCCAGACACGUGCCUAGGGACGUAUCGAGGACGCCGUGCCUGCGCCGCACGUAUUGGAUGGACGGGUGGCACGCUGCGCGGGACUUCAGCGGGCGUUGGCACGCGCCCACGACUGCUUAUUCAAGACACGGUGAAGGGGCAGCCUUCCGUGACCAAAUUAUUCGACCCCAAAAAGUCAGAAAAAGACGAGACAUGGCGUUAUCUUGAAGUUGCGACAACUAACCUCAGUCACCGUACAAGAGCGCCACGCGAUGACGAUAAGUACCGAGUCAUUCCAAACGCGUUGUCAAUCGAAAUCGACAGCGACUUAGCAGAAUGCCCGUUACGAGAUAACUACACUAUCACAAAAGCCGAAGAUAUGUGUGGAAUAGACGGCUUGGGUAUAUUGCACUGGGAAGUUGGUGAUCUCGGGGCAGAGUGUGCUGCGGGCUCCUGUCGAGGCGUGCAAGCACCUAUUGGUCCGAAGAAACCCACAGUGAGCGAUGUAUUAAUUAUGGGUGAGACGUUCUUGCCAACACUUGCUCUGGACUAUUAUUACUUUAACCGCAAUAGUAAAUUCGUUGCGUGGAAGACGAUCGUGUCGUUGCGUUUCCCUCAGUCUCUUAAGAUCGGAGACGCAGAGCUGCUGCUUCUCGUCGUUUCGCACUGGUAA